AUGUCUGCAAAUUGCAAGGAUACACCUCUUGCCGUGUCUGGAACGGGCCAUUCUCUGCAGGCAUACAUUUUGUAUAGGUUCUUCCCAGCGACACUCUGCUUUGCUUCAUGGCUGAUCUUUGGAAGUGGUACCGGCUGGUAUGAUCAAUCCCUCACGGAGUGCGUCCUGGAGGAACUUGACUUCCACACCGACGAUUCCAAGAAUGUCCAGUAUUGGUGGUGCGUCGACGGUGGUGCCCAAGAGAUCGCAAAGAGGAUGGCUGUCAAGGCCAAGAAGCGUAUCGAGUACAACACCUGCGUCCAAUCGAUCGACGCCCAAGUGCCGCUACGUAAACCUAAUCAGUUUACGGCGAUGAAGCUUCACACCGUCAGAACUGAUCCAAAGACCCACAAGGUCGAGGCCAAGGACAGGGAGUAUUUCGCUGUCCUCAACAGCACCACUCUUGCUGCCCUGCAACGUAUGGAUCUUCGCCAUGCCGGUCUAUCCUGGGGCACCAAGCAGGCCAUAAGAGCUCUCGGGUACGGUGCUUCUGCCAAGGUUGGCAUGAAAUUCCGAACUGCAUGGUGGCAGAAGGAGCCAUUUGGCAUCAAGAAGGGUGGAAUAUCACGAACUGACCUGCCCCUGCGAGUCUGCGUGUAUCCUUCAUACAACAUUGAGGCGAAUGAGGGCCCGGAUAAGUGGGAUCCUGAGAUGCCAGCUGUCCUUCUAUGCUCGUAUACCUGGGGUCAGGAUGCGCAACGCAUUGGCUCUCUUUGCUCCAACAACACGGGUCACGACGACAAGGAGCUCAAGAGGCUGAUCAUUCAUGACCUGGCUCGACUUCACGCCAGAGAGGAUUUUCCCUUUGAGAAGUUGGUUGAGCAUCUUGAGGAACAAUAUGUCGACCAUCACGGCUACGACUGGUACAGAGACGAGCACAUGUCAGGUGCAUUCGCUUACUUCGGUCCCGGCCAGUUCUCCAAUAUGUGGCAAGAAAUCAUCAAACCCAACUCGUUUGGCCAGCUUUACCUCGUCGGAGAAGCCGCCUCUUCCCACCACGCGUGGAUUGUCGGUGCGCUCGAGAGUGUCAUCCGAGCCGUAUACGUUAUGUUCCAGGGUCUCCAAAAUGGUAACCCGGAGUACGAAGCGUACAGCAUUGUGCUGGAUUUGCUGAAGCAGGCUCCCAAAAAUGAGGAUGAGAAGAAUGAGUUUGAGGAUAUUGGUAAACCCUUGAAGAAGGACGGUGACAUGCCCACCGGAUUGCCUUUUCAUCCCCUUCCUGAGGAAAUGCCUACCACACAGCUUUGCACGCCCAAGGGCGCUCCUUUGACCGACAAUCCUACCGAUGAGGCCGAGCAUGAUGAAGUGGAUAUGACUUACGGUGCUGCGUUGGCUGUUUUGAGUUUGAUUGAGAGUUUCUUCGAGUUGGGACUGGACAAGCAGUAG
Molecule: messenger RNA, 1425 nt
Organism: Clonostachys byssicola
Lineage: Eukaryota; Fungi; Ascomycota; Sordariomycetes; Hypocreales; Bionectriaceae
Source: the annotation of a GenBank genome assembly